GUAGAAAACAAAUAAAUACUCUCUACUGAUGUUCUCCAAUAUGAUUAUCAGUUUUCUAUUGAUUGUUUUAUUGUAUUAACAACCAUGGUUCACUAUAAGCUUACAUAUUUCUUGUCUCGUGGACUUGGAGACGUUUCUCGUCAGCUGUUCCAUUUGGCAGACGUAGAUUUCGAAGACGAGAGGCUUGAAAAGCCUCACUUUUUGGAGAAGAAAGAGACAUAUCCAUUCAAACAAGUCCCAGUGCUCUCUGUUGAUGGAUUUCAAAUUCCCCAAUCUAUGGCAAUUGCUAGGUACUUGGCAAAGAAGUUUGGAUUCGCAGGAAAAACAGCUGAAGAGUCAGCAAUGGUGGAUGCAUUUGUCGACCAAUUCAAAGACUUUUACUCCGAAAUUCGUGACUAUUACUACACCAUGUUAGGUCUUGGAUUGACUGAUCUGGACGGUGAUGAACAGAAGGAUAAGGUCCUGAUUCCGGCAAGAGACAAAUUUCUGCCACUUCUUACCAGAUAUCUUGAGAAGAGCAAGUCAGGAUUUUUAGUGGACGGAGGCCUUACUUUUGCUGAUUUGAUUAUUCUUGAUAACAUGACGUCGCUUCUCAAUUGGUGGCCAGAAUAUGCAAAUGAUUAUCCAGUGAUUCUUGCUUGGAGGGAUAAGGUGAUGAACUAUCCGAGAUUGAAAGAAUACAUUGAGAAGAGACCAGUCACUAUGUACUAAUUUUAUAGAAUUAAAGUUUAAUUUUUCAUAGAUUUUUUAAAAAAAGUUCAAAUAAACUAUUAUUUUAAA
Molecule: messenger RNA, 780 nt
Organism: Caenorhabditis elegans
Lineage: Eukaryota; Metazoa; Nematoda; Chromadorea; Rhabditida; Rhabditidae
Gene: gst-13
Product: glutathione transferase
Exons: 3
Coding region: 85-711 (208 amino acids)
Cellular component (GO): cytoplasm
Molecular function (GO): glutathione transferase activity
Source: RefSeq, marked reviewed